AUGUCAUGGUCGUGUGAUCCACAUUUUGUAUCGACAGUAAUACAGGAGUACGCUGGAGCUGAACCUACUCCAUCAGAUAUUAUGAAGAUGGCUAAUACCACUUAUGACUUUAUUAUAGUGGGAGCAGGAACAGCAGGUGCCGUUGUUGCUAAUCGGCUAUCAGAGGAAUCAAAUUGGUCAAUACUUUUACUUGAAGCAGGUGGUAACCCAACUUUAGGAACAGAAAUACCAUCUCUUUACAUGAACAACUAUGGAACUGAUGUAGACUGGAAUUUUCGAACUGACUCACAAGAAAACGCUUGCCUAAACUAUAAGGAUCAAAAAUGUUACUGGCCUAGAGGCAAAGUAUUAGGAGGUACUAGCAGUAUCAACGGAAUGUUUUAUGUGAGAGGUAAUAAACAAGAUUAUGAUGAUUGGUCUUCUAUUAGUCCCGACUGGGGUUAUGAUUCAGUUCUUGAAUAUUUUAAAAAAAGUGAAAAGUUAGAAUUAAAGGACAGAUAUAAAAAUGAUAUCGAUAUGAAAUAUCAUGGCACUGAUGGCUAUCUUAAUGUUGAAUAUGACUCAAAUAUUCAUCCCAUAGAGCAGAUUUUGAUAAAUGCUAAUACAGAAUUAGGGAGUAAUAUUUUAGAUGAUAUUAACGGAGAUGCUCAAAUAGGUGUUGGUAAAGCAUUUACAAUAGUGAAAAAUGGUCAAAGACAAAGCACAAGUAGCGCAUUCUUAAAACCUAUAAAAGAUCGACAUAAUUUACAUGUUUUAACAAAUGUAUACGUGGACAAAAUUGUAUUCGAAAAUUUUACAGCUAAAGGCGUUAAAGUAAUAUUGAAGAAUAAACUCAGUGCUACAUUUACUGCAGACAAAGAAAUUAUUUUGUCCGCCGGAACAAUAAACUCUCCUGUUAUUCUACUAAAAUCUGGGUUAGGCCCUAACGGUAAUAAUAAUAUUGAUAAGGAACAAAUAAAAUUUGGGUUACCGAUUGGCGAAAAUCUUCAAGACCAUAUUUAUGCACCAAUUUUCUACAAAGUAAGAAGUGUUGAAGAGUCUAAUUCUCUUGAAAACAUUUUUAAAGUUUAUUACCAAUACAUUACAGAACAAAAGGGGCCUCUUAGUAGCUUAAGCCCGCAUAUGGUUAUCUCCUUUAUUAAUACUACAUACUCUAAAUCAGUGACACCUGAUAUACAGAAUCAUUUUAUAGUAGCAUACCCAAAUCAAUCUAAUUUUGUAGAUAUUUUUGGCAAACAUCAUCUUUCCAGACAAUUUUAUAACUCUUUCGUUGAACUUAAUAAAGAAAACCUUAUAAUUAUGGUGUUUGUGGCUCUUUUAAGACCGAAAUCAAAAGGUGUCAUCGAAUUAAAUACAUCUAAUAAUAUGGCUAGAAUAAAAGCAAAUUAUUUAAUCAACUCUGAUGACUUAGAUACACUUAUCCGUGGUAUGAAACACGCAAUAAAGUUGGAAAAAACAGACGCUUUUAAAAAGGCUGGUUUGAAACUUCACUGGUUUGAAAUAGAUGCUUGCACUAAUCUCGAUAAAAAAUCAGAUGAUUUUUUGAAAUGUAUUGCAAUGCAUUUGACCGGGACGUUAUAUCAUGCAGUCGGUACAAAUAAGAUGGGGCUAAAAGACGAUUCCAGUUCCGUAGUAGACGAACGUUUAAAAGUUAAAUUUGUACGUAAUCUAAGAGUAAUAGAUGCAAGUAUAAUGCCUGAUAUUGUAAGAGGUAAUACAAUGGCACCUGUCAUAAUGAUAGCCGAAAAAGGAUCAGAUUAUAUAAAAAAUGACUGGAGGAAAAAAUAG
Molecule: messenger RNA, 1788 nt
Organism: Parnassius apollo (apollo)
Lineage: Eukaryota; Metazoa; Arthropoda; Insecta; Lepidoptera; Papilionidae
Source: the annotation of a GenBank genome assembly